UCUUAUUGUUAAUAGCAGAUGCUGUUUCUAUACUGCGAGCGACGCGACAAAAAAAACUAAUGGCUUCCGUUAUAAACAAACAAAGCUAGUAACUUAGAUUUGACGCGACGCGUCGCUCUCUUUUACUUUAUACUUAGUAAAAUCUAUUGACCCCUCUUUUCUGUUUACCAUAUUCAUAUACCAUAAUACUAUAAAGAAUACCACGGCAUACAAAUAAUACUGUCAUAACCGCUCUGCAUACGUUAGCUAAAAAAUUAGCAUUAUCCACAACAACAAUACACUGUGAUGCUGUGAUCGUCACUGGUUUGUUUAUCAUUUGUGAUCUUUCUACAGUCUUUAAAGAGAGCUCUUCGUGAUGAAACCAGCCCGAGGGUCAGGGAGGGCCUCCACACGGGGCCCCAGAAGAGCCACAGACAGGAACACACACAACACUGAUAAAAGGUCCAAACCCCGAGCUGAGGGCCCACAUCCGGAGCCGUCGAACAAACGCAGCGGGAUGGCUGGAAGGAGUAAGAAUAAGGGAAACUGGAAGCCGCUGGCCAAAUCUUCCCUGCUGGCUCUGGAGAACAUGCUGGGUUUGUCCAUGCUGUCUGUACUGGCUCUGAAAAGCAAAGAAAAAGAAGAAUCGCAGAAGCAUCUCAACCUCCUCAGAGAUCAGUUCCUGGCUAAGUGUGCACAGCUCUCUGUUCCCCCGAGGAAACCUGGAGACAUUAUGCAUGUGUCCCAUCAGUUCAGAGCAGAGAGGAAGAGGUCCGAGCACGGCAGGAAGUCGCUUGAGGCUCUAGAGGAGAACGUGCGUUCGAUUGUUAGCACGCUGGAGGAGAUGGAGGUGCAGAUGGAUGGUUUGGAGGAGAAAUGCAGGAUAAUGAGACACAAACUAGAAGAGGAAGAGGACAAGGCACGUGAGUUUCUCCAGCUGUCAGAACAGACGGUCCUGCGUCUUCCUGCUUUACCGUCUCGCCCGGCCAGCGAGCCGACGCUACAGGAGCACCUCAUGAAGAUGGUCCCUGAUCCUCCGGCGGUGGUCCGAGCGCUUCACACGGCUCCCGUCCUCGAGGAUGUGAGGGCCUUUCUGGAGCUCGCACAUAAACAGGUGGACGCAGUGCAAGCAGCUCACAGAGACACAGCCCUGGACUGACCAUCUCAGACAAAGAAACUAAACUUUACACACAGACGACGGCUGAAAAACAAAGCAACUGCUUGUUUAUUUGAAAACCACAAGUUUGCAUUGAGAUCUAGACACAGAAAAUAACAUAUUUGUCAUGCAUUAAUGCUGCAAUAUCAAGCGCUGGGAUUCAGAUUUCACUGAUUUCGCUGCUGUCUGGUAAUUUGAUCAUCAAAUUCAUCUUAAUCUGUAAGAUUAAGACGUGUCAUGUUUGGUUUGAUGUCUGAACUUUUGUUUUAAAUGUCUUGCUAAUAAUCUGGGUGAAAACUUUCUAUGUAGGGGACAUCUCUACUGCAUAAUAGUAGUUAUGCUUAAUUUAACCCUUAAAUGACCAGCUUCUAGAAGGAAAGACUUUCAUUUGCUCUUAAGUUCCUAAAAUGCAAGUGCUAUAAUGCAAUACAAUUAAAUCCAAUAUUAAAGCAAACAUAUUAGUAACAUAA
Molecule: messenger RNA, 1605 nt
Organism: Cyprinus carpio (common carp)
Lineage: Eukaryota; Metazoa; Chordata; Actinopteri; Cypriniformes; Cyprinidae
Product: centromere protein Q
Exons: 9
Coding region: 356-1138 (260 amino acids)
Source: RefSeq, a predicted model, not a curated record